Molecule: messenger RNA, 5182 nt
Organism: Colossoma macropomum (tambaqui)
Lineage: Eukaryota; Metazoa; Chordata; Actinopteri; Characiformes; Serrasalmidae
Gene: kcnab2a
Product: potassium voltage-gated channel, shaker-related subfamily, beta member 2 a
Exons: 15
Coding region: 149-1444 (431 amino acids)
Biological process (GO): potassium ion transport; transmembrane transport; regulation of action potential
Cellular component (GO): voltage-gated potassium channel complex; cytoplasm; extrinsic component of cytoplasmic side of plasma membrane
Molecular function (GO): voltage-gated potassium channel activity; transmembrane transporter binding; potassium channel regulator activity
Source: RefSeq, a predicted model, not a curated record
GGGGUGAUGGACAGAGCGAUGGUGGGGGAUACUCUUUCCUUCACUAAUUGGUUUAUAUGCUUGCUAGUAAGACACUCCCAGUUUGGGUGGAUCGCUGCAUUGCUGGUCACAGUCUGACUUUAUAAGGCCAGAGUGGCACCAAUAAGCCAUGAGCCGAACCCCAAGACCUCGGAUUCCCAAACCAGCCGUGCCGGGUGGUGGCGUGCGGAAGAGCAGCAGCAGCAGCAGCGGAGGCAGGAUGCUGUCCAUGUCCUACAGCGAGAGCAUCCGGAGCGGCAUUAGCCGCUACCAUUCGGACCAGGGGCUCAGCCAGGCCCAAAGGCACACGGACCAGGCUGAACUUCAGAGGCUCAGGGAGCAGAGGGUGGCCGCGCAGAUUAAGAACAUGGAAGACUUCCUCAAGAUGAAUGGCCUGGUCCUGGAGGAGUGUGUGUCUUACCAGACGGGCAUGAAGUACAGAAACCUUGGGAAGUCUGGACUGAGGGUAUCAUGCCUUGGGUUAGGAACAUGGGUGACGUUUGGCGGUCAGAUCACAGACGAGAUGGCCGAACAGCUGAUGACUCUGGCUUAUGAGAACGGGAUCAAUCUGUUCGACACAGCCGAGGUCUACGCUGCAGGAAAGGCUGAGGUGGUGCUGGGCAAUAUAAUAAAGAAGAAGGGAUGGAGGCGCUCCAGUUUAGUGAUCACUACAAAAAUCUUUUGGGGUGGAAAGGCAGAGACUGAAAGAGGAUUGUCUAGAAAGCACAUUAUAGAAGGUUUAAAAGCUUCACUGGAGAGAUUGCAAUUAGAAUACGUGGACGUGGUGUUUGCGAACAGACCAGACCCAAACACGCCUAUGGAAGAGACGGUGCGAGCGAUGACCCACGUGAUCAAUCAGGGAAUGGCCAUGUACUGGGGCACGUCCCGCUGGAGCCCCAUGGAAAUAAUGGAAGCAUACUCUGUGGCACGACAAUUUAACCAGAUUCCCCCAAUCUGUGAGCAGGCUGAGUAUCACAUGUUCCAGAGAGAGAAGGUGGAAGUGCAGUUGCCUGAGCUUUUUCAUAAGAUAGGUGUAGGGGCAAUGACAUGGUCCCCGCUGGCCUGUGGGAUCAUCUCAGGGAAAUAUGACAGCGGGGUGCCUCCGUACUCCCGCGCCUCUCUCAAGGGCUACCAGUGGUUGAAGGACAAGAUCUUGAGCGAGGAGGGCCGGCGUCAGCAGGCGAAGCUGAAAGAGCUGCAGGCAAUCGCCGAGCGGCUGGGCUGCACACUGCCACAGCUCGCCAUCGCGUGGUGCCUAAGGAACGAAGGAGUCAGCUCUGUGCUCUUAGGAGCCUCCAACACUGAUCAGCUCAUGGAGAAUAUAGGCGCAAUACAGGUCCUCCCGAAGUUAUCCUCCUCCAUCGUGCACGAGGUGGACAGCAUACUGGGGAACAAACCCUACAGUAAAAAGGACUACCGCUCCUAGUGCGUGGGGAGACCAGGGGCCAUCCGCACCGACCUUUGCCUGUUCCUCUGUUUGCUUGAGCUUUUACUGAAUGAGUAACCGGCGCAUGAGACUGGCAGGCACUCCCGACCCUGGAGGGGAAGCCUUUUAGAAAAAUACAGGGCAAGACAAAUAAGAGAAAAAACUUAAAAAAAAAAAUGAAAACAAACAAACAAAAAAAAAAUAGACAGUCAUAUUCACAGAGAAAAGGAAAGAGCCAGACCUACCUGGUGGGAAUAUGAGCUCAUAGAGUAAACUGUUAAACAUUCAACUCUGCAGAAAAAAAAGUCAUUUAAAAACUGAAGUUAAAAAGAAAGAAAGAAAAAAUAGCACACGCUUGCUUGGCUGUUGGAAAUAUUCUGUUUUCCUCUUUGCAUUUUUUUUAUUUUGAUACUGAUGAAUGCGUAUUUGACAAAAAAGCAGAGCUUAAGUUAACGUAGGUAAUCAAUUCACAUUCGUUGCACAUCUCCCAUAGCCACUCAUAAGGUUCGCUUGUUCGUUUACGGACGUCGGUUGCAUCAUCAAAAGUUUCUCCCCGAAAACCUUUCACUGUGUCGUCUGCGUCAUGAUUGCACGUGCCCCUUCGCAGAUGAGCCAAUCAGCACUUUAGGAGUACGUCUGAAGGAGUGGCUAUGGGAGGCACUGAUGUUAUAUGUGAGGAGGGAAAAUAAAUCAACAGCAUCAUCUGUGCUGCUUUUCCUUCCCAAGCACAGGGCAUUGUCUUAGUGUCCCCUGCUGACUGGCCGUAUAGCACAGUCAUAGCUCCAAUAAAGAUCAGCAGUGCUUUCCCAACAGGGCCGUGGGAGAUAACUCAGCUCAACUGAGGCGUUACUGCAGAUGUGGCUGCUUAAGAUAUGCUGGAACUGAGAGUAGCUAAUCUACCCAUGAUAAUCUCAUUAAAAAUAAAGCAUAUUGGCAACUGCAAGGGAAACCUUUAAGGUUUGAAGAUAUUUAACCUGCUGUUCUCUAGUUUAUUAACUGCUAUUAUUAUAAUGUAAGUUAUAAGAGUGAGAGUGAAUUGGAAGUGUGGUGGACCCACAACGAGCCCUUGGUGCGGUUUAAGGUUUAUGGGGUUCAUUUUGGAGGGUUUCAAGGGAUUCGGUACCAUUUGAGCAUUUUGGCAAACAUCAAUUUAUGAUUGAAAGAUUUGAUAAUUUGACAAAAUCCCCUAGACAGUUGCAGCAGCUCUGCAGUUAAUGUCAUCUGUGGUCUAUUAGAGCACAUACUGGUGAAUUGGCGGAUUAUCGUAGCCAAUAAACGCGUAGACUGUUCAAUGGCAUUAGCUUGCUUGCCCCCAUAAGGAGCAUAGACUGGUUCAUGUCAGCAGCUCAGGGACUGGUACAGAAUGUGUGUGUGUGUGUGUGUGUGUUUGUCUGAGUGUGUGAGUGCAUGAUUGCAAGUGAGAAGCAGAGCAUGCGUUGUUUUUUGCGUGGUUAGGAGGCAGAAUUCACUGUCUAAAUGUCUCUCACUUCUGGACACUGGACAUUACUGUUAAGAACCAGUGACAUUACAUGUGGCUGAAGCCAAAGAUAAUAUCCCACUUCCGCCUGCGCCAUUUCUCACUGCAUCUCCGGCUCUCUGGAGGUGAAAAUAUCAUUAAACAGCAUGUACUUCCCAGCGUUUACCUAUGCUAAUGCCAUCUCUCCUUUUCAUUGUAUAUUCUCUCUGGGCAAACCGUCUAGCGAUAUAAAUACAUAUAUACAUAGUGCAUCCUAUAUAUUAGGAAUGAUAAGCAGUCAUUAGACCUUUUCUAAAGGGAUGUUAUUCACAUUAUUUAGCAACAAGCAAUCAGAUGUCCAGAUCCAUGACCCAUGCACUCAAUCCUUCUCAGACUGAUCUAUACCCCCUGGUAAGCACAAGGGAAUUGCAUGAGGUCCAUUCUCCCAAAGCAUGUACUACACAGAACAGCCAUUACUGAACUGAUACAGUUACACUGGAAGAACCGUCUACAGUUUGAGGACAUCGGAUAACGUAUUUGCACAGAUAUUUCUGCUCAAGGUCAAACAGAAAUCACAAAUUUUGGUCAAACAUGGCAAAGAUUGAAAAUGGUUCAGUCUCACUUUUUGCUGGGGGGAAAAAAUAACUUUCGCAAGAAAAUCUCUGUGUCAGAUCAUCAGUUGAGUAGUAUAUGUGUGAGUUUUACCAAGUACUUUGUGUUUGUUCUAUGAUGGGCAAGUUUUUGGAUUAACACUCAGUGUAGACCUUUGUUAUAUUCCGUUGCAAACAUUAGUCAAACGUGAGUUAAUAGAAAAUGUGUGAUAAUGAAUGCAUAUGUCAUCUUUUUAAGAUCCGUGAAAGCUUUCACUCCUCAUAUGAUACCAAUGCAGCUCUUCAUAAUCACUUUCGGAACAAUUUGCACUUUAUCGGUUAUUUUAAUGAAUCCCUUUUUUUCAGUUACUGUAUGUGUUUGUUACCAAAAAAGAUGCUUUAAGUAUAGUAGAGAUGUUCAAAAGAUAAAGCAAGCAUGGCAAACUGGAGAAAACACUUCAGUAGACUUCAAUAGUCACAUGAAAUCCGUUAAAUGAAGAGUAGAUCUGUUUGAAAAGUUAGCAGUAUAAAUAUUAGGUUAAGAUUUAGGCAUCAUUUUUAAAUGUUGGUUAGCUUAGUGAAGUAUCAUCGUCAAAGACGGUACACAUCACUGUGUGCUCCAUGCAGUAGGUACAGUACGCUACUGUAUACGAGUUAGAAAAGUUACAGCAGCAAAUACUGAGUCGUUAAGGUCAGAUAUUUAUGUAUUGGCUUUGACUCCCAAUGUUUCCAUUUGUGAAGAUGGUCUGCUGUUGUUUGUCUUGUUUUAUUAGUGCUUCUAUGACGUCGCCCUGUUUUCUGUGUAAGAGAUUUUCUCAGGAAGGAAGGGCAUUACUGUUUGUUGUCUGCAGUGAGAAAUUAGUUCAGCACUUAAGAUGUUCAUAGUGCGCUAGCGCCUACGUUUGGUCGUACGUUAGGACUACAUUCGAAAAAACAUAUCGGUGCGAAUUGGCAGUGAGGUGCAUACAAAUGGUACUAGCUUGCUGUAAACUCAUUCACAAGGCACGUCUCGUCUCCCAAAGCUGAAACGAGACCGGACAGUAUUUACCCAUCGCAGUACUUUAACAUUUCUACACAAUAGAGCUUUUUUAUUUUCAUAUACCAGUCGUGGUAUUUCUGAGAGCAUGGCUUUUUUCAUCCGUAAGAGCCACCUCUCAUGUUAAUGUGUACUACUUAUUGCCACAGAAGCUGGGAUAGAGUGCAGAGUCCCUGAAGAUAACAAAUCAGACCUGUAGAUACGGGAAGAGUGCUUAUUUCUAAUUAAUCAUUCUUUAUUUCCCGAGAGAUUAUUUUUUAUGUUCAGUAUUUUAGGAUAAGGGCGAGAAAAUAAUUUUAUUUUUUUACCAUUCUUCGUUGCCCUGAUUUGAUAUUGACACGACCGUGGUGAUGACGACAACGACGAGCAAUUAUUUGCACUGAAUAUGCAUUUUGAAGAAUAAAAUGUAUACAACGGCAAGCUUACAUUUCCACCCUGUGUGGAGAGAUUCUGUAUGUCGAGACAGAAAUCUGUAUAUAGUUUGACCUUUGUACAUAUAUACAUAUAAAUGGUUGUGAUCACUUUGGCCUUUUUUUUUCUCCUUUUUUAUUUUCAUUGACAGGCAUUGCUAACUGCAUUGUGCUUGAAUCUGAAUUUAGACAUGUACAGCUUCAGUAUCUAUGAAAUGGAGAUUAUAAAAACGAUGGCAAUGAAAA